Anastrepha obliqua is the source of this 535-nucleotide messenger RNA. RefSeq names its product probable fatty acid-binding protein. Lineage: Eukaryota; Metazoa; Arthropoda; Insecta; Diptera; Tephritidae. The transcript has a single exon. Gene Ontology annotation, cellular component: cytosol; nucleus. Gene Ontology annotation, molecular function: fatty acid binding. The record is from RefSeq and is a predicted model, not a curated record. Bases 94 to 489 code for a protein of 131 amino acids. Gene Ontology annotation, biological process: fatty acid transport.
ACGAUUCAGCAUCACUUCACAUGACGAUCAUUUAAGCACUUUACAUGGCGAUCCUGCGGACGAUCCUAAACGCUAAAUAAAUCAUUAGUAAAAAUGGCUGUCUGGGAAGGAAAGAAAUACAAAUUAGAAAAGAGUGAAAACUUCGACGAAUACAUGAAGGAAUUGGGUGUCGGUAUGGUUCUACGCAAAAUGGGUAACAGUAUCAGCCCCACCGUUGAACUGAAGAAAGAUGGUGAUAAUUACUCUUUCACCACUACCUCAACCUUCAAGACAACCACGGACAACUUCAAGCUGGGCGAGGAAUUCGAUGAAGAGACACUUCAUGGUCGCAAAGUGAAGAGCGUCUUCACUCUGGAUGGCAACAAAUUGGUGCAAGAACAGAAGGGUGACAAACCAUCGAUCAUUAUUCGUGAAUUCACUAACUCCGAGCUAGUGACUACUCUCACCCUCAACGACGUGAAGUCCGUCAGAGUCUACAAGGCUGUAUAAAUGCGCAGUGCGCUACAUGCGAAGUUCAAAACAACAGUAACAAAAA